Miniopterus natalensis is the source of this 666-nucleotide messenger RNA. The record is from RefSeq and is a predicted model, not a curated record. Lineage: Eukaryota; Metazoa; Chordata; Mammalia; Chiroptera; Miniopteridae.
AUGUCUGACUCGGAUGAUGGAAACCCGGCCCCAGGUGGCCCGGAGAGUCCCGAGGGCGAGGUGGGAGCCUGGGUCAGGGCAGCUGGAGCUGAGGAUGCUGUGAUCUUCCACUCGGGGCCCCAGGGGGGCGGGGAUGCCGCAGCCUGGGCGGUGGGAGUCUCAGGAGCUGUGGGAAGCCUGGGGGAGGAGGCCGGGGCAGUGGGAGCCCUGGAGGGCAGCAACAGUGAGGAAGAUUCCGACAUCUGGCUGGCCGACGACGGGGAGGAGAACAUGGAGCGGGGCCCGGACAUGGUGAUGGAUCCCAAUCAGUUACCUUUGGCGGGCUUCAAUAUCAUGUUCCUGGACCUAGUGCGCACAAUGCUGCACCGCCUGUACCACAACGACCACAUCCUCAUUCGUCCCUGCGGGGGCCACAGUAUCAUCCUGCCCAGACCUCAGGUGGCUGGCCAGGCGGCCCAGAUCCGCGUGCUCUCGGUGCCCGAGGCCUCCGGAGAGGGGGCUGUAGCUAUGCUGCCCGCGGGCCCCGGAGACGGAGCCGUGGGCUCUGGAGAGGGGUCUCUGGCCUUCCCAGAGCCCGAGGAUAAGGCCGAGGCCGCAGUGGAGGAGGAGUCUGCCGCUGGGGAGAAGGCGGAGGAGGUGGAGGAGGAGGANCCUCCCAGAGCCUGA